AGCACCGAGGAUGUUAAUAUACAGACCCAGCCAUGGAAAGGGUGGACUUUGACUAAGAAGACCCAGACUCUGGCUAAGAAACAGGCCCAGACACAAGUCAAGUGCAGUCAGAAAGAUGCACUCAGGACCAAUGCAGGGCUGCCCUCUUCACCCAGCUCUAAUGGACCUCCAGUCCAGCCUGUUAUCCAGUGCAUCAAAGUCCAGGGAAAGGCAGUUGGUGUGAGAUCUGCUAGUGUGACUGGAGCUACGGCUGGGAUGACUGAGGGAGAGCAGGCUAAUACAUCACAGAAAAGGGCCUCUACCAAGCCUCGGACCGUUAUGAGAGUCAGAGAGCCAGAAGACUCCCUCAAGCCAGCAACCAGCGGUACGUCCAGGGGGCAGGAAGAUGUUCCCAAGUCAGCCCGCAGCAGGAGGACCGGGGGGCAGAAGGAUGUUCUAAAGCCAGAGAGCUGCAUCAGUAAAUCCAUGGUGCCGACUGUUCCUGGUGUUUGUUCCCGACAGUUCCGAGGCAGAGGUAGAAUUAAAGACGAUUUCAGACCCGAGGUGAAGAGGGGAAAUGAGAUCCAGUCUGCUUCCUUUGGGAGGGUUUUGGAAGAAGUAACAAACACUCCAACCUCUAAGGCUCCUGUCACCAACACAGUGCAGUUUGACAUUGUCACCCCUAAGUGUGAGAGAAAAGUUUUUCCCUCUGGAAUUCCAGACGAUAAACCAGAGACUGAAAGUAUCCCCAUAGAUCUAACAGAUAGGGCUGUUAGUCAGGAUUUUACAGUUGAAGGCAUCAAGGUGCAGAGGUGCUGCACACAGAAGAGGAGGGCAGGCAGUAGGGCCGCUCAGAGAAGGCAGAGGGCUAAAGACCAGAAACUCAGCACCAGAGGUUUGGACUGUCCUGUGUGUGGGCAGGAGCUACUUCCCCCAAGUGAGGGUCCAUCCCAGUGUCGAUGCCUCCCACCCAGGCCCCCACAGCCUCACGACUCCCCGUCUCUGGUGGUGGUGCAGAGUGUUCCAGCCCUGCAGUCUCUUAGAAGUAGUCUUAAAAUGUACAGGGAGAACAGCACCACAGCCUACAAUGCUAUCUGAGAUGGAGUGGAGUGCUCUGUGACCAGGCUUCUACAGUGUAGUAGAGGUUGUGCUUUCCAGAACCCCUCUGCUUCCAGUCUGGGACUGUGGUUGCAGCUGAGAUCCAGCAUCCAAAAGACCCCAGCCUUGUCCAGGUUAGUGUAGAGUUAGCAGGUUCUGUUUGUUAUCUAGCCAAUACUCCUCAUACAUACAGACCUAUUUAAAGUAAUAUCUCUUGCAAAUUAGCAUUUUCCUUGAAGAAAAUGUAUGGACAGAAAGACCAAUAUACAAGCGUUGUUUGCCACUCACCAAAUUACAAUAUUUGCUUUUUCCAACCAAAACCGAAUGAGAAUCAGUGUACCUCUAAAGAUUUGCCUUAAGAUCUAGUUGAAUCAGAACAAUAACCUGACCAACCUGACUCAUGACAAUAAAACAUGCAGUGAAAUUAAAGGCAGUCUUGAUAAAGAUGUGCAAAAAUGACUGUAUGAAAGAAAUAAUUGGGUUUUCAAUACAUUUUGUAUUUCACCAUGCUGAGAUAAUGGAACUGAGCCUUUAAGAAAAUGUAUGAGUCGUAGAUGCAUACA
This is a messenger RNA of Esox lucius (northern pike), 1640 nucleotides long. RefSeq lists its product as uncharacterized. The coding region runs from base 256 to 1077 and encodes 273 amino acids. The record is from RefSeq and is a predicted model, not a curated record. NCBI's taxonomy places the organism in Eukaryota, Metazoa, Chordata, Actinopteri, Esociformes, Esocidae. The transcript is spliced from 5 exons.